Messenger RNA from Balaenoptera musculus (blue whale), 1510 nucleotides. RefSeq names its product ILK associated serine/threonine phosphatase (gene ILKAP). The record is from RefSeq and is a predicted model, not a curated record. The coding region runs from base 302 to 1378 and encodes 358 amino acids. Gene Ontology annotation, molecular function: protein serine/threonine phosphatase activity; cation binding. Gene Ontology annotation, biological process: protein dephosphorylation. NCBI's taxonomy places the organism in Eukaryota, Metazoa, Chordata, Mammalia, Artiodactyla, Balaenopteridae. The transcript is spliced from 14 exons.
GCCGCCGCCUCCCAGCCUCCGCCAUGGACCUGUUCGGGGACCUGCCGGAGCCCGAGCGCUCGCCGCGCCCGGCUGCGGGGAAAGAAGCUCAGAAAGGAUCUCUGCUCUUUGAUGAUCUCCCUCCGGCCAGCAGUACUGACUCAGGUACAGUCUUCAGGCUCUCCCAGGAUCGGGGGGACCUUUGCUUUUUGAUGAUCUCCCACCAGCCAGCAGUGGUGAUUCAGAAGGGGAAAAUAGAGCCGAUUCUUCUAGGUUGUCAUAUGUGACGAAUGUAUUAUUCCACUAACUGAGAACUUCUCACAUGGAAUUCCCCCAAAGGGAGGGGGAAGAAAGGAAGAUUCUUUUACAUACACAUUGGGAAAACUGGAACACAAACAGUUCUCUUGACACUUCGAUAUCCCAGGUGGUAAAGAAUGAAGGGAAAGGAGCAAAGAGAAAAACCUCUGAAGAAGAGAAGAAUGGCAGUGAAGAGCUUGUGGAAAAGAAAGUUUGUAAAGGCUCUUCGGUGAUCUUUGGUUUGAAAGGCUAUGUGGCCGAGCGGAAGGGCGAGCGGGAGGAGAUGCAGGACGCCCAUGUCAUCCUGAAUGACAUCACCGAGGAGUGUAGGCCCCCCUCCUCCCUCAUUACCCGGGUUUCAUAUUUUGCUGUUUUCGAUGGACAUGGAGGAAUUCGAGCCUCAAAAUUUGCUGCACAGAAUUUGCAUCAGAACUUAAUCAGGAAAUUUCCUAAAGGAGAUGUAAUCAGUGUAGAGAAAACAGUGAAAAGAUGCCUUUUGGACACUUUCAAGCAUACUGAUGAAGAAUUCCUGAAGCAAGCUUCAAGCCAGAAGCCUGCCUGGAAAGAUGGGUCCACUGCUACGUGUGUUCUGGCUGUAGACAACAUUCUGUAUAUUGCCAACCUCGGAGAUAGUCGGGCAAUCCUGUGUCGCUACAAUGAGGAGAGUCAAAAACAUGCAGCCUUAAGCCUCAGCAAGGAGCAUAAUCCAACCCAGUAUGAAGAACGAAUGAGAAUACAGAAGGCUGGAGGGAAUGUCAGGGACGGGCGUGUCCUGGGUGUGCUGGAGGUGUCCCGCUCCAUUGGGGAUGGGCAGUACAAGCGCUGUGGGGUCACUUCUGUGCCAGAUAUCAGACGCUGCCAGCUGACCCCCAACGACAGGUUUAUUUUGCUGGCCUGUGAUGGCCUCUUCAAGGUCUUCACCCCAGAAGAAGCCGUGAACUUCAUCUUGUCCUGCCUUGAGGAUGAGAAGAUCCAGAGCCGAGAAGGGAAGCCCGCCGUGGAUGCCCGCUACGAAACCGCCUGCAACAGGCUGGCCAACAAGGCGGUGCAGCGGGGCUCGGCGGACAACGUCACCGUGAUGGUGGUGCGGAUAGGGCACUGAGGUGCUGCGGGCCGGAGCGCGGCGUGGUGUUGACUUCCCAUGUUCAUUUUGUGUGUUGUGCACAUUAUGUGUUUCGUGUACUCCUGUGGGAUUCCCAUGGUUGUAAAUAAAGGUUUCUUUUUUUUUUCUAGA